AUGACAUUAUCUCCUUCCAAAGAGUUGGCAGGCGUGCUUCAUUUUGUGGUUAUGUGGACCAAAGAAAGUCACAAAUCAAAGCCUUCAUGGAAUGAUGGCACACUGGAUUUUCAUAUUCGCAACAGAAGCUAUAUUCUCAAGGAUGAAAAUUCUUAUACAGUUAAAACUGGGUUUUUAAACCAAGACCGACUUAAUCAACAAGGAGAAAUCAGUUUAGGUGUACCAUAUUUGAUAACCAUUGAAAGUGAAGAAAAAAUGACAUAUACUGAUAUUUCUUCAAUUAUACCAAAAAACAGAAAGGCAUACGUUCCCCCAAGCUUUAAUAACAGCAAUCAACUGGAAAGCUCAACGGUCUUAGAAGCGCCCAAUAAAAACAAUCACCGAGAAACCAGGAAAACAAGCACUAAGGGUAUCAUUGCCCCUCCACAACUCCAUCUCUCCAACACUGUAAAUAUAUCUGGCUCUAAUAUGUUUAGAUCACCUUUAGAUGGGCUGAAUCCUCGCAAACCAAUUUACCCAAAUAGGCCUUCCUCUUCCUCUUCCUCUUCAAGAUCGUCUACAAAAAUAAUUCCUUCGAAAUCAAAAGUGGCUUUAUAUGUAUUAGAUUCCACGACCUCAGCUGCUACUGCUCCAUAUAUUCCACCACUUCCCAAAGCUGCCCAGUAUAAUGUGGUUUCCAUCAGUUCUAAUCAAGUAUCUAACAAUGAUGAUACCCCGAAAAGCUCUCCAAUACCAGAUUUGUCAACGUUAUCAAUGCCAGUUUUUAAUCAUCAAGAAAACUCCAGCAAAACACAAAAUAGAAUGAGAAUUUCGAAAAAGCCGCUUUAUGAAAUACAUAACACUUCCCCAAAAAAAUCAACAAAUAAACUAUCAUCACCUUCUCAAAGGCAAAACUCGUUUGAUGACAAAGAUUUUGGAUCGAGUGAUUUUGAAUUUGAAAGCAGUUUAGAAUUGGAACAUCAUCAAAAAAAAGCCCCACCUAAAUCAACUAAAUCAAAAACUCUUAAAGUUUUUCCAAAGAAAAAGGAUCAAAAUCAAAAAAAUCUGUCGCCUAACUCGAGUCCUCUAUGUGAGGACGAUCUGAUAGAUUUAAAUGUUGGAGAAGUGUCUUAUAGUAAAUCUGCUGAAAAUGAUUUUAAAAAAGGGCCAAAAGUUGCAGUUAAUCGAAAAAAAUCAUUUCCUGGGGUUUCCCCGAUACAAAAUACAGAAAAAAAUCAAGACUCAUCUAAAAGUGAAAGUCCUAGUGCUGCAUCAUAUUUAUUGAACAAUCCGGAGACCAAAUCCACGCACAGAAAAUGCUCAACCCCCCUAUUAACGAAAAGCCAUUCCCCCACACAUGCAAAAAUUGCCGAAAACAAAGAUGAUACCGACAUUUUUAAUUUUGCCUUCCCCAGUAGAUCUAACAGAAAGUUGCUUUCUCUUUCUAGCCGUUCUAUGACUAGCCUUCCCAAAUCUAACAAAUCUGUUAUUCAACCUUCAGCUUUUGGACAGCAUAAUAAACUAGGGUCGUUAAGGGAAGCAUCUAGUAAUGAAAAUCAAAAUAAAAGCAAUAAUGACUUUUUAGAAUUUGAUAAAAGGAUUACUAAUACAAAAACAACGUUAGAAGAUAAGUUGGAGCAUUCGGGUAUCCUCAAAAAAAUAUCAACAACCUUGCGGGACGAUCUAAAAUCAGCAAAAUAUUGCGACAGUAGUGGGGUGCCUGCCAAAAAUAAAGAUUCUGCAAGUCCAUUUGAAUUUGAUAGUGAUGACGAUAUUGAAGUUUUAGACCAGUGCGAAGCAGAUGCUGUGACAAAGUCAAACCUCAAACGUCAUACAAACUUUUCCGUUGCAGAAAUUUCUAAACGUACCAAAGUCAAUAAAAACCUUGUCACGCGCGACAGCCCUACCAUUGAAGAUAGUUUUAACCAUUUAAAAGAAAAGAACGAACUUUUAAAUAUGGAUAAAGUCCAAAAGGAAAAGUCUCUGGAAAUUACAAGUUCUUUACCAAAACAAAAAACGCAUAAGAGCCUCUCGUCUUUUGCUUUUACGAACUUGGAUAAAAAAUACUGUGCUCCCAUACCCGGUAAUUCGGUCAAAGACUCGGUUUUAAAUACUUCUGAUGCUACAAUCCCUGAUAACAUGAAUGGAUUGAAAAAAAAGCAGGUAGAUUCAACACUAAAAACAAAUGUUGAUAAAACUUUAGAAGACACACACAAUGAUAUUGAUCAGUUUCCAGGGUCUUCCUCUCAAAACAAUAUACGGCAGUAUCCUAGCAGCUUUGGCGAAGCCUUUGGCUUUAAUGAUGACAUUGAUAUGAAUCAGCAUCAUGAGCCAAAUGAAUAUUUGAGCUCUGGAUCUGAAGAGAAUUACUUACCUAAACAACCAGCAAAGUCAUUUCUACCACCAAAAAGCCCCGAGUUUGAGUUUGAUGAUGAACCUAGCUUGGAUCUUGAUUUGGAAAAUUUGAGCGAGCUCGGAGCACGUUUUGAUUUUGUUCGGAAAAGUGAUGUCAUCUCUGAAAGGAAAAUAAGUACAGAGAAUGAAGUUGAUUUUAUUCCAGCUAGCAGCGAGCUUAUAGAAAUUGACUCCUUUUCAGCAUCAAAAACUCCACAGCCUAAAUUUAACGGUCGGGUUGAUAAUACAUCAUCAGUUCCUUUGGCAGGUCAAAAUAAUUCAGAUAGCGAUGAGCUUCCAGAUUCUGAAAAAGAUGAUUUUAAAAUACCCGCCUCAUUUGAAAUGCCACCUCCAUCAAAUAUAAAACCCAAACCUCCAGUUUCUCACAGUACCAUUGUUGAUACCUCUGAGAUAGCUCAGCGCACUGAAUCACUUUUAGACUUAAGCUUUGAGCUUUCUCAGGCAAUUGACAAAGUAGAAAUGUCUUUAUCUCAACAAAAUCCGGAUUUUGCGGAAGAAACUUCUGCUAAAGAUGUAGCAUUAGGGGGAAACAUUGGUGGUGCAAUUGGUGCGAACCAUACCACCGCUAAUACACUGCCUACCUUUUUCAACAUUACAAACGCACUUGUGUUCCCUUCUAAUAAUAAAAUGCCAGCUUAUAAAAAUCCCUUGAAGCAAAAUGAUAAAAAAGGUAAUGGAAGAAACUAUAAAACAUCAACUAACGAUGGAUUUUCCUUAGCCUCUAAAAACAAACAGCCACCAGUUAUCAUUACAGAGUUUGGACCGUGGACACCAGAGACGCUUGAACUUUUUGAUUGGAGGCCUCCUAAUCUUUCAUAUCCCCCAAAUAAUUUGUAA
Magnusiomyces paraingens is the source of this 3231-nucleotide messenger RNA. RefSeq lists its product as uncharacterized. Lineage: Eukaryota; Fungi; Ascomycota; Dipodascomycetes; Dipodascales; Dipodascaceae. Bases 1 to 3231 code for a protein of 1076 amino acids. The transcript has 2 exons. The record is from RefSeq and is a predicted model, not a curated record.